Molecule: messenger RNA, 5800 nt
Organism: Equus quagga
Lineage: Eukaryota; Metazoa; Chordata; Mammalia; Perissodactyla; Equidae
Gene: HOXB3
Product: homeobox B3
Exons: 5
Coding region: 4364-5635 (423 amino acids)
Biological process (GO): regulation of transcription by RNA polymerase II
Cellular component (GO): nucleus
Molecular function (GO): DNA-binding transcription factor activity, RNA polymerase II-specific; RNA polymerase II cis-regulatory region sequence-specific DNA binding
Source: RefSeq, a predicted model, not a curated record
UUUGGGGGAGAGAGGCGGGAGGGGACCCUGGGGCCUGGGCCCGCAAAAGCCUACCUACCCCCCCUCCCAUUUUAUCUAUUUACAAGAAUAAACGCAGAGGAGGGGAAGGGAAAGCUUUAUUUAUAGAAAUGACAAUAGGGAGCCGGGCGAGACCCCCAAAAGCAAGGUUCAAGUCUCUUGCUUUCUUCCUUAAAAAAAAAAAAAGAAGAAGAAGGAGGAGGAAGAAGAAAGAAAAAGACAGAAAGAGAAAUAGGAGGAGGCUGCACUCCUCGUUUUCAGCUUUGGCGAAGAUGGAUCCACGUUUCAUCUUUAAUCACGCCAGGCCCAGGCCCAUCUGUCUUGUUUACUCUGCCGAGGAGAGGACGGGCCUCGGUGGCGACCAUUACCUCGACACCCGGCUAACAAAUGAGGCCCGGCUCGGCCGCCGCCGCCUCUGCUACUGCCGCUGCUGGAAGACAGCCUGGAUUUUCUUUCUUUGUCCCCCAUUCCUGACACCCAGCGAAACCACUCUGACUGCCAGAUAGCGCAGUGUUUUGGCCACGACAGACGGCUCUUUGGUUAUUAAAGUUCCGAAAGAGAGGAUUCUGCGAGGCUGGCCUCUUUCCUCCCGCGUAAGAAGCGCCCAGGAGUUUGAGGCUGGGUAGGGCCCAGGGACAGACGGGGCCCAGUGUCCACAGCGCAGGAAAGGGUGGCUGAACCGCCUGUUUAAAUGCUGCCGGGAGACUCAUAAAAAAUCGCCCAGGACCUGGAGGAUGAGAGUGGCGAGCUUUGUUUCGGUGGAAUCGCGGUGCGAUGCUUAGCUGCCAGGGGAUGCAGCCGCUCUUACGAGAGGGGGGAAAUAGUUCUUAAAAAGCAUAUGCCCCCCCAGGAAUGCCUCUAUAGAACCAAAUCAAAGCUGCUCCUUGGAAGGUAUGAAUAGAAUUAAAAAGAUUUCUAUGGAGCUUAAAGUUCACAGCCAUUCUGUGUAGACAAGAGCUAAGAAAAAUGUGAGAAUUAUACAGAAAACCAUUAAUCACUUCUUUUCUUUAAAUACGUAUCCUCUCUCCUUUGUUAUUAUUCAACAGCAAAUCUCCGCAGACCGGCUGUUGGGGGAAAAAAGUGUUAGCCGUCUCUCCCGGAUCUGCGAGGGGGAAAAAAUUUGGAACCAUAAAGUUGAAAACUUUUUUCUCUCAGUUUGGAAGAAGCCCUUCAUCAUGAAUGGGAUCCGUGGAGUUCGGGCAAGAGGAGGGGAGAGGCGCAAAGGAGGGGAGAUUUCUCGCCUGCCGCUCGCGCUGGGGCUCGAUGUGAAUAUAUAUUAUGUCUGCCUGUUCUCCCCUCGUCGGUGGCUAAGGUAAGCUGGACUGAAAUAGGCUAUCAGUUUGUGAAUGGCGGAGAGUAUGUCUCAAUGAUUUAUGGCCCAUAUGACUCCAAUCUCGGUUCAAGAAGAGUUCACAAGCUUUAAGCUUCCUUCCACGCAGCGACUCUCUCUCUCUCUCUCUCCCUCUCUCUCUCUCUCCCUCCCUCCCUCUCUUCCCUCUCCCUCUCUUCCUGCUUCUCUCCUUUUCUCCUCUUUUCUUUCAACAGCCAGAUUCAGGGCUGAGUUUAUUCCCGGCUGCUAAGAAGAGCUUAACAUUUCUCUCUCUUCCUUUCUUGUUCUUUUAUUUUUUCUUCCUCCCAUUAAUUUUUUUUUUAAGUCCUGGAAGGUGGCCUAUCCUCUCUCCCGGGGCUUCCCCAGCUAUUGUUACUCUGCCCGGCUCUUCCGGGGGUGUGCCUGGAGAGGUGGGGUUCUUGGGGUGGCUCACCGCCCUUCUCCAGCGAGACCCUGGGGGGAAGCCGGGAGCCACCGUCUCCCUCCCUCCCUCUCUCCCAAGAAGCCAUAUGGAGCCUGGAUUUUUCCAACAUGGAGGCAAGGGAAAUAGACAUGUUUGGCUUGGUAGAGCUGCUCCCCACCCCCUCUUCUCCUGGAUCCCCAGAUCCCGGACCCCCACGGCACCUUUCCGCCUUCUCACUGUCCCGUCAGCCAGGCCUCUGCGCCCUCCAGCCCAGCCGGCCUGGCAAAGUCCCGGAGCCGAGUUGCUAAGGCGCCUUUUAAUUCGGUUACCUCCAGCGCCCAAACUUACUGCCGCCCUUAGGGCUCGGCCCUAGGCCAGGGUGUUGGGAACCUGCCGCCGCUAACCGUUUUAGCAUCCUGAACGCUUUCUCUUCGCCUCCUUGGGCCAGCAUAGCUAGUCGCCAGCCACCGCGGCAGCAGCGGUCGAGACUGCCCGGCGGCGGCAGCCAGGGGCUCACCCAGUUCACAGAUCUUCCCGGCCCUGUCUCGCCGCCGGCGGAGGCUCCAUUCUUUCCUAUCUCAUCUCUGGCUUCUCCGCUUCCCACACUUGCCUGGCCUCGGUCCUGCGAUGGUUUGCGGGUUUAUUGCAGGGGGAACGACAGGAAUUUCGGCCCCAGGCGUCUAGUCAAAUUAUUGUUUUAUUAUUAUUAUUAUCAUCAUUAUCAUUACUGCUGUAACAAUCAUUUAGACUAAAUAAAGCCAGGGCCCAGCCAGCCAACCCCCUCCAACGUUUUUAUUUCAUUCUCCUUUCUAUUAAUAACAAACUCAAGUGAUGCCUGUUAAUUAAUUCCCCCUUCAGCCAGGGCUGCUCCGAAGCUAAUUUUGGUUAAAUCAUCAGAGGCUAAUGGUAAUAAUAAUAAAAGGAUUGGGUCAGCCUGGUCAAUUGAACUCCAGUGCUCCUCCCUGGAAGGACCUGCUGCUUUGCAGACCCAUGUGCAUUUCUCAGAAACAAAUUCUUCCCAGAAACCAAUCGGAGCUCAGGGCUACCCCAGCUCCCUUUUGAGUAUAAAUCUGUGCCAUUAAGAAGGGAAUUUAUGUGUGGGAGGGACUUCCUUCACCCCUACUCCUUUUAUUUUAUUUUCCUAUUUCUAGUUUUCUUUGGAGUUAACCAGCUGGGCUGAAUGAGAUUUAAGUAGUCCAAACUCACAUGUCAGGAGAGAGGGUCAGUGUCGAAGUUUUAUGAAAAGUGAUGGUGAGGGGUUUGGGAAGACAGAUGGGGGGGUCAUGCAGUCAGAAAUUUCAGAAGAAAUACACAAAAUCCUAAGACAGCUUGAACCUUUAUUUUUCUGGCACACUUUUAAAAGGCUGCAUUAAAAUAAUGAUUUUUUUUCUGUCUUGGAGAACUUCAGGUAACAGGGGUACCCUGUUUUCAACCCAGAGAAUAAUACUGUUCAGAUUGCUUUGUUGACUUUCUUUUCUGCUAGGGAAAAUUUUUCUCUUUUAGAAAGCGCUUUCCCAUCUCUUGGUAGAAAAGUCCAGCAGUUAUCCAAUUUCUUUCUUCUUUUGGAGAAAUCAAAGGAAACAGACUGUCAAGAAAAGGGUGGGAAAAAAUUAAGUCUGAUGAAAAAAAUGAAGGGGAGGGGACCUGGGCCAAAUGGUCACAGCACCACCCAGACUGGUCAGGGAAAUUGAAACAAUCCUGCUCCAUUUGGGGGCCCAUGAGGGCCGCUGGCUGCCGGGUUCCAGACUUGGCUGAGCAAAGACUCAGACCGGAGGCGGUGCUACCUGCACCAUGGGCCAUGGAGGAGGCUCUGUUCCGCUGGCUCUGGAGGUUAAAAAUUUUGAAGAAGUUUCUAGGUCAGGCUGCUGUGGUCUUCAUGAGGUGGGAGGGGAGGGAGAGGACCCUUCACACAGCAGGUUCUCUGCUCAACUUGCUUCUCCCUCCUGUCUCUUCCGGACAUCCUGUUUUUUCUCCAGGCUAGACUCUGCUGGGGUGACAGAGACCUAGGUAGACAAGGAAGGAGGCAGAGGCCUCUCAGCUCAGAGGAGGGUGCUGAUGAUGCUUUUGUUUUGGUGUUUCCUGGUCUCCCCCACUCCUUAAGACAUCCUAUCCCAGAAUUGGGGGUGGGGGGAGGAAGGGAGAGGGAGGAAGAGAGGUCAGGGGCCAGUGCCCCGGCAGGAGAGCAGCAAUGGCCCCUGCAGUAGUAAGAUUCUAUACUUAGGCAGUCCCCAAGGGAGUAGAGUCCUCAUUUGUUAAGUUGAAAUAAAAACUGGUGGGCCUUUUCUUUAAAAUUAAAACGUUGAAAUAAAAAUUUCAGGUCAGGGAGGCGGGCUCAGCGUCUGCUGUGAAGAUGUUGAGGUGGGGGAGAAGACAAAACUAUUGAUGUCAGUUCCCUUUUCAGUCCGUAAGAUGGAUUCGUGCCCUAGUCCUCUUCUCCCCCUUGUGUCUCUUCUCUCACCCCGCAGGUCAGCCGCUCCGAACAGACCCGGGAGGAGGGGGGCGGGGGGGGGGGGGGUCCGGCGCGCCACGUGACCCCCGGGGGUGCCAAUGUCUGGUCGUGAGAGUAUCAGGCUCUUGCAAGUUGCCACCCACUGCCCGGGCCUCGCCCAGCGAUGCAGAAAGCCACCUACUACGACAACGCCGCGGCCGCACUCUUCGGAGGCUAUUCCUCGUACCCUGGCAGCAAUGGCUUCGGCUACGACGCUCCCCCCCAGCCCCCCUUCCAGGCCGCCACGCACCUGGAGGGCGACUACCAGCGCUCAGCGUGCUCGCUGCAGUCCCUGGGCAACGCCGCCCCGCAUGCCAAGAGCAAGGAGCUCAACGGCAGCUGCAUGAGGCCCGGCCUGGCCCCCGAGCCGCUGCCCGCCCCGCCCGGCUCGCCCCCGCCCAGCGCCGCACCCACCAGUGCCACUAGCAACAGCAGUAACGGGGGCGGGCCCGGCAAAAGCGGCCCCCCCAAGUGCGGUCCUGGCUCCAACUCCACCCUCACCAAACAGAUAUUCCCCUGGAUGAAAGAGUCGAGGCAAACGUCCAAGGUGAAAAACAGCUCCCCCGGCACAGCGGAGGGCUGCGGAGGCGGCGGCGGCAGCGGGGGCGGCGGCGGCGGCGGCGGCGGGGGAGGGGACAAGAGCCCCCCGGGGUCGGCAGCGUCCAAGCGGGCGCGGACGGCGUACACGAGCGCGCAGCUGGUGGAGCUGGAGAAGGAGUUCCACUUCAACCGCUACCUGUGCCGGCCGCGCCGCGUGGAGAUGGCCAACCUGCUGAACCUCAGCGAGCGGCAGAUCAAGAUCUGGUUCCAGAACCGGCGCAUGAAGUACAAGAAGGACCAGAAGGCCAAGGGCCUGGCCUCGUCGUCUGGGGGCCCGUCCCCCGCCGGCAGCCCCCCGCAGCCCAUGCAGUCCACGGCCGGCUUCAUGAACGCCUUACACGCCAUGACCCCCAGCUACGAGAGCCCGUCCCCGCCCGCCUUUGGCAAAGGCCACCAGAAUGCCUACGCGCUGCCCUCCAACUACCAGCCCCCUCUCAAAGGCUGCGGCGCCCCGCAAAAGUACCCGCCGACCCCGGCGCCCGAUUACGAGCCCCACGUCCUCCAAGCCAACGGGGGCGCCUACGGGACGCCCACCAUGCAGGGCAGCCCAGUGUACGUGGGCGGGGGCGGCUACGCGGAUCCGCUGCCGCCCCCUGCCGGCCCCUCCCUCUACGGCCUCAACCACCUUUCCCACCACCCUUCGGGGAACCUGGACUACAACGGGGCGCCCCCUAUGGCCCCCAGCCAGCACCACGGACCCUGCGACCCACACCCCACCUACACAGACCUCUCCUCUCACCAUGCGCCUCCUCCUCAGGGUAGAAUCCAAGAAGCGCCCAAAUUAACACACCUGUGAUGGGAGAGGGAGGGCAGGAGGGGCGAGAUCGUGGGGGUGGGGAGAGCCAGGAGAGGCAAGGGCUAUGGAGCUCUGGGGGGCAGCCUGGAAGUCUGAAAGAGAUAGGCCAAAAGGAGGUAGCCAAGCUUCCUGGGAAGAACGGGCCUGGAGCUCCUUACCCUCCCU